GCUCGGCCAGGGUAGAUAAAUCCCUGCUUUCCCAGACCCUUCAAACAACAUCCAUUCAUUCCUGUCCAGAGUCCAGAGCGUUUGUCACGAGACUCGAGCGUUAUCCUGCAGUCAUGCGUCUGGUGCUGUGUGUCGUCGCCGUUCUGUUCGGGUGUCCUCUCGGAGAGAUGUUUGUUCUGCAUCCUUCACCUGAGGCAUCUGCUGUCAAAGCCAACAGAUGCAAGGGAGAACUGGAAAUCAGGAAAAUCCUUCUGGAAUCUCUAAACCUCCAGCAGGAGCCUCGUGUGUCCAUUUCGAAGAUGCAUCAUUUACGUGAGCAGUGGAAAGCCAGUCUCAGAAGCAGCCUCACAUCAGCACCAGCAGGUAACUCAACAUUUCCCGAGGACUCCAGAAACUCCAGUUGCUGCAAACAAUCCUGUCAGGUCUUCAUUAAAGAUCUGGGCUGGGAGCGCUGGGUGGUUUAUCCAGAGAGCAUCACCUUCGUCCAGUGCCGAUCCUGCGGUUCUGAGAGCACAGACGUAUCUGCGCAGUGCUGCAAGCCGACUGCUCACGACAUCGUCCCGUUCGUCUACAUGGACGACUGGAGCAGUUUGGUUCUGUCCUCGGUGAGUCUGAUCCGCGAGUGCGGCUGCGACCCUGGAGAGGAAACACAGGACCCCGAGGUCAUGACCCCAUCCUAGAAAGCCUUCCUGACCCGCAGGUCACGUAACAGAACCACAGAAACGCAAUAGAGAAGCACAGCUUUUUGGAUUCGUAGGUUUAUAGCUAAGCAAACUUAUUUAGCAUCUUUUGACUUUUGCUGCUGUUGGGAGUCAGACUCUUGUGGGCUGUAAGAGUGGACUUAUAAAAAGUUCUCAGAAGAGGCAAAAAAGUUCUCAAUCUAAGCAUGUUAUUUGACUUUCACAGAAAUGCACAAUGGACCUUCUGUUAUAAAUCAGUUCAAGGCCAAAUCUGUUUUUAACUUCAGGCUUUUAUGGGGCUGCGGCUGCAGUGGCCAGCGAAUGUUCCCUGAGAAAAUGCUGUCGAGCAGCUCUGCCAAAAUUUUCCCUGUGUGAAUCUGAGGACCAAACAAAGUGUUACAUCCAAAAUGACCUUCCUUUAAAUCAAAUUCUAAUUUCAGUUAUUCCUCUAAUGUGGUGUCAGGCGUGAUCGUUAGCACUAACGUGAUCUGUGUGUUGAGAAAUGCCCGGUCUUGUUGAAGAAUCAAACGCACAUUCCAGCAAGAACAUUUCGACUGUUUGUUUGCAAAAACCAUCUGGCCAUAAAUCACCAUAAUUUCAACCCAGUAUCAUAUAUAAUUGAAUCGACUUCCAAACUAACACUAACACUUUCCCAUGCAUGUUUAGCUAAUAUUAAACAAGAUUUACACUUUACAUCAAAUGUAUGAGCAGAAUGUUUUAUUAAAGAAAGCUUUCAUGGCAUAAAGAUGUGAUGUCCUUACUUCACUUCAGAAAAGAUCUGUCCAACAUUUGUUUCUCUUUGUGUGUGUGUAUUUCUGGCAGCUUCUGUGUGUAACAAAACAAAUGCUGAAAAGAUUUAUCAGAAUGAACUUCUCUUGUGCUCAUUUUUCAGUGGUUAGUAAUGAUUGCGGCUGCAGUUUACUUGCAGUGCAUUUCUGAAAUGAGUGGCUUAUUUUUGGGAGUUUAUUGGCACACACUGUUUGAAACUGUGUGUGUGUGUGUGUGUGUGUGUGUGUGUGUGUGUGUGUGUGUGUGUGUGUGUGUGUGUGUGUGUGGCUGUUGCGCACUCAGUAAAAGAGUCCAUAGCUUCGACAGCUCUCUGUUCCUCCUGGCUUCAGACAGACUCCACAGACCUGCGGCCGUCUGACCUUCAACACUAAAGAGAGAAGACAAGCAAACAAACACAGGAACAACACAUCCUUUCCUGAAACACCAUGGCCUGUGUGGGAUCUUCCUGGCUGUGCUGGGGAGCACUGCUUUCUCUCAUAUUCUGUGAGUUUGCUCAGGAGAACAGCUGGGAGUGUUUGGACAAGGACGAGAUUGUUACUGAAAUGUCCAAGGACGCUGAGAUGCCGUCUGAGUGUGUGUUGAGCUGUACAGCGCUCUCUUACAGACAGAUCGCAGACAGACAGCAGAAACUCAUGGUCCGCUUCAAAGACUCGCAGCCCGGUGAGUUGGGGGACUUCUGCUGGUUUAUUCACAGGAGAUGCAGCACAUGGGAUGAAAUUUUUGUUUUACUGUCAGUCAAUGAAUCCGUUCCGAAUGGAGAAUCGAUUCAAAUUCAAACCAACUCUCUGACUCACCUGAUCUCUGUUCAGUCCCAUGACUCUCCGUCCAUCAUCCCUGAUGACUGCGGCCUUCGCUUCGACGUCACGCCGCACCUGACACACCUGAGACACCUGACACACCUGCCGCUCUGUGUCCGGCUGACAGGCAUCAUGGGAAACCGCUUACAGUGCCCACCGUUUCUGGUCAUGAUGAGGAAUAAAACGAGUCUGACCAACUCCUGAAUGAAUCUAUAAACAUGAUAAGGCACAAUGGUAAAGAUUCAGACAGAUAAUCUCUAAGAGGCUAGUGGGGAGGCAUUUAGGAUGUUGCAUUUCAAUUUCAAUUUGUUUGAAUGAAUGUUUCAGUUAUAUGUGAAUUUCCAGUUUAAUAUGCUUUAAAUUUGAAGUAUACAUUUUAUUUUAGUUUGCCUUUGUAGCCUUUCUGUUUUAUUAAGCAUUUUAUAUUCAGUAAAUUGAUAAAAUCAUUAGAAUGUUGUCCUGUUUAUUUACCAUCCUACAUAUAUAUAUAUAAUUUUUUUUUUUAAUAAAAAUCUGGAUGCUAA
Molecule: messenger RNA, 2790 nt
Organism: Cyprinus carpio (common carp)
Lineage: Eukaryota; Metazoa; Chordata; Actinopteri; Cypriniformes; Cyprinidae
Product: univin
Biological process (GO): BMP signaling pathway; SMAD protein signal transduction
Cellular component (GO): extracellular region
Molecular function (GO): growth factor activity; cytokine activity
Source: RefSeq, a predicted model, not a curated record